Galeopterus variegatus (Sunda flying lemur) is the source of this 2597-nucleotide messenger RNA. RefSeq names its product transmembrane channel-like 6 (gene TMC6). Gene Ontology annotation, cellular component: plasma membrane. Gene Ontology annotation, molecular function: mechanosensitive monoatomic ion channel activity. NCBI's taxonomy places the organism in Eukaryota, Metazoa, Chordata, Mammalia, Dermoptera, Cynocephalidae. The record is from RefSeq and is a predicted model, not a curated record. The transcript has 18 exons. The coding region runs from base 1 to 2574 and encodes 857 amino acids.
AUGGCUCAGCCACUGGCCUUCGUUCUCGAUGUCCCUGAGACCCCAGGGGACCAGGGCUGUGAGUCCAGCCCCCAGGAUGAUGAGAGCGAGGUGCACCACUCCUUCUGCCAGCUCAUCCAGGAGCAGAGCCAGUGGGCAGCCGAGGAGGGGCUGGAGCUGCAGCAGAGGGAGCCAGCGCCUGGAGCUUGGGGGGCCCCAGAUGAUAGCCACCAGGCUCUCCUGGGGCCUGAGGUUGCCCCGGCCCACAGCACAGCCACGCUACGCAUCCUGGCCAGCAUGCCCAGUCGUACCAUUGGCCGCAGCCGGGGUGCCGUCAUCUCCCAGUACUACAACCGCACCGUGCGGCUGCGGCGCCGGAGCAGCCGGCCGCUGCUCGGGGAAAUGUCGCGCUCAGCCAGGCCCAGCCUCCGCCUGUACGACCUGGAGCUGGACCCUGCAGCUGGCGAGGAAGAGGAGAAGCUGAACCUCCUGGUGAAGGAGCUUCAGGGCCUGUCAGUGGCCCAGCGAGACCACAUGCUCCGGGGGAUGCCCGUGAACCUGGCGGAGAAGCGCUGCCUACGGGACAAGAGCCAGACCCUGAGGGGGAUGCGGAGGGGACAGCAGCACCGUGGUGGGGUGUGUUCCUGUUGCAGCCGGCUCGGAUACGCCUGUGUCCUGGCCUCGCACAGCCUGGGGCUCGUGCUGCUCUCGGGCCUGCACGCCCUGGCGCCGUGGCGCUUCGCGCUGAAGCAGAUCGGAGGCCAGUUCGGCUCCAGCGUGCUCUCCUACUUCCUCUUCCUCAAGACGCUGCUGGUCUUCAACGCCCUUCUGCUGCUGCUGCUCCUGGCCUUCAUCGUGGGCCCGCAGGCUGCCUUCCCGCAGGGCCCAGUCCCCACCGCCUUCAUGGGGCUGGAGCUCCUCACGGGCGGGGGUGGCUUUGCCCACACUGUCAUGUACUACGGCUACUACAGUAAUGCCACGCUGAACCAGCCGUGCGCCCCACAGCCCAAUGGCAGCCAGUGUACCCCCAGGGCGGGCAGCCUGCCCUACAACAUGCCCCUGGCCUACCUGUUCACUGUGGGGGCAGCUGCCUUCAUCACCUGCAUCACCCUGGUGUACAGCAUGUCCCACUCUUUCGGGGAGAGCUACCGGGUGGGCAGCACCUCUGGUGUCCACGCCAUCACUGCCUUCUGCUCCUGGGACUACAAGGUGACUCAGAAAUGGGCCUCCCGCCUCCAGCAUGACAACAUCCGUACGCGGCUGAAGGAGCUGCUGGCUGCGUGGCAGCUGCAGCAGGAACCCCGCAGCAUGUGCGGGCGGCUGCGGCAAGUGGCUGUGCUGGUGCUCGUGUGGCUGCUGUGUUUGGGGACCACGCUGGGCUGUGCUGCGGCCGUCCAUGUCUUCUCGGAGGUCAUGCUUGAGAGCCCGGUGGCUGCUGGCCAGGAGGCUGCGCUGCUGGCCCUGCCCCUGGUGGUCUGCCUCCUCCACCUGGCGGCCCCAUACCUGUACCGUGGCCUGGCAGCCCUGGAGCGGCACGGCUCCCCAGUGCUGGAGGUGUACAUGGCCAUCUUCAGGAACCUGGUGCUCAAGAUGGCCAUCCUGGGCGUUCUCUGCUACCACUGGCUGGGCCGCAGGGUGGCUGCCCUCAGGGACCAGUGCUGGGAGGACUUUGUGGGCCAGGAGCUGUACCGUUUCGUGGUGAUGGACUUCAUCUUCGCACUUCUGGACACGCUUUUUGGGGAGCUUGUGUGGAGGUUCAUCUCUGAGAAGAAGCUCAAGAGGAGGCGGAAGCCUGAGUUUGACAUAGCCCGGAAUGUUCUGGACCUGAUUUAUGGGCAGACUCUGAUCUGGCUGGGGGUCCUCUUCUCGCCCCUCCUCCCUGCCAUACAGAUUAUCAAGCUGCUGCUCCUGUUUUACGUCAAGAAGACCAGCCUGCUGGCCAACUGCCAGGCGCCCCGCAGGCCCUGGCUGGCGUCGCACAUGAGCACGCUCUUCCUCACGCUGCUCUGCUUUCCGUCCUUCCUGGGCGCCGCUGUCUUCCUGAGCUACGUCGUCUGGCAGGUGAAGCCCUCGAGCACCUGCGGCCCCUUCCGGACGCUGGACUCCAUGUAUGAGGCAGGCAGGCUGUGGGUGCGCCAGCUGGAGACGGCGGGGUCCAGUGUCUCCUGGCUGUCCUGGUUGUACCAGCACCUGGUGGAGGACACAGUCUUCAUCUUCCUGGUGUCAGCCCUGCUGCUGGCUGUCAUCUACCUCAACAUCCAGGUGGUGAAGGGUCAGCGGAAGGUCAUCUGCCUCCUCAAGGAGCAGAUCAGCAACGUUACGCGGAUAAUGCGUGGAAUUUGGAUUAGGUGGUGGCACAGACAUGCCACAGCCGGGCUUGCGAUCUGCAGAGCCCUGCCUGCUGGGACCGGGUCUCCGCGUGGAGGCGAUUCUAGCCCCAGGCAGGACACGUGGCGUGUUUUAGGGCGUGCGGCCCCCUGUGGGUACAGACAGUCUCUGAGGAUUUUUGCGAUACUGGAAGUGGCUUUCGGACUUCCACCGGCGGGGGGGACCCAUGUUGGAACACGGACCCUGCUCAGUGCUCUCAUUUUAUAAGCAGGUGGAAUAAGGCAGGAUCG